Rhincodon typus (whale shark) is the source of this 1417-nucleotide messenger RNA. Its product is annotated as syntaphilin-like. NCBI's taxonomy places the organism in Eukaryota, Metazoa, Chordata, Chondrichthyes, Orectolobiformes, Rhincodontidae. The record is from RefSeq and is a predicted model, not a curated record. The coding region runs from base 26 to 1417 and encodes 463 amino acids. The transcript is spliced from 4 exons. Gene Ontology annotation, cellular component: cytoplasmic microtubule.
CAGUUGGUUCAUUGCAGCAGCCAUCAUGUCUGGAUCAGGAAGCAGACGAUUCCCAGGACCACGAAGUCGUGGUGUCCAUGGGAGAAGUGGCUUCUCCUCCCUGUUUAAGUCAACACUGACCCCAGCCUCGGCCUCAGCGCAGCAGGAGACGCAGCCCCUCCUCCAGCCGUCCAGACGCACCUCUCCGCCAGUCAGACUACGGGACAGCUACGCGACAUCCUCCCUCAGCAGCAGCAGCAACUCGGGAUCCUACAAAGGCAGUGACAGUAGCCCCACUCCCAGACGUUCGAGUAAAUAUUUGUCCUGCAGUGAAAACCAUGGGAUCAAGCCACCAACUCCAGAGCAAUAUCUGACCCCUCUGCAGCAAAAGGAAGUCUGCAUCAGACACCUGAGGGCAAGGCUAAAGGAGACGGAGGAGAAGCUGGAUGAAAGGGGUGGGGAGGUGGAGGAUUUGAAAUUGCAGCUGUCAAGGAUGCAGGAAGAUUGGAUCGAAGAGGAGUGUCACCGUGUGGAAGCCCAGCUCUCCCUGAAGGAGGCCAGGAAGGAGAUCAAGCAGCUAAAACAGGUGAUCGACACAGUGAAGAAUAACCUGGUGGAGAAGGAUAAAGGCAUCCAGAAGUAUUUCAUUGACAUCAACAUUCAAAACAAGAAGUUGGAAACUCUGUUACACAGCAUGGAGUUGGCGCAGGAUGGUGCUUCUCUGUCUGCCGCUGGCUCUCCAGCCCGGUCUCUGACCCACAGCUCCACCUACACCAAGCUGAGUGAGCAGGGGCCUGAGCUCCUGCUCCUUGAUGGCACUGAUCUUCCUCACCGUGGCUCCCUCGCCUCUGGGAUCGACCGCGCUGCAGAGGCUGCUGCCCUCGCAGCACCAUCCUUACUGCGGGAGGGAUAUGGGCCAUCAGCCAGGAUCCAACUGGGCACUGUCCGCGAGCAGGGCAUCCAGACUGACUUCUCCCCCUGUCAUCCUGACCUGGAAGUGAUAGCGGAGAAGGUCCUGAGGUCAAGCACCUUUGACCCUGGCGGCCUCACCGCGGGGGCAGAGGAUUUGAGACCGCUCCCUGACCCACAGACACCACAGACACGACAGACCCUCGAUGGGAGUCCCGAUCUGCGGCUAGUUCCUGUGGAGGCAGUGCCCGAGACCCCUGGAGCAGGAGUGCCACAGGUGCCCAUCCAGCCGGCUCUGGAUGAAGCUCCCGGUCAAGUAGCACACUGGAGCCGGUAUUAUAUUGUGGAUCUGCUAGCGGUGACAGUACCUGCAGUACCUACUGUUGCCUGGAUUGUCAGCACCCAGCGAGGCAGCUCGCAGCCUCUCUACAACAUUGGGGUGUUGCUGCGCAGCUGCUGUGUCCUGGCUCUGCAGUCCCUACGACGAUACAGCACCAAUCCAGCUUCCCCAAACCACCCUCCAUCCUAG